Plasmodium relictum is the source of this 696-nucleotide messenger RNA. Its product is annotated as conserved Plasmodium protein, unknown function. The transcript has a single exon. Lineage: Eukaryota; Apicomplexa; Aconoidasida; Haemosporida; Plasmodiidae. Bases 1 to 696 code for a protein of 231 amino acids. The record is from RefSeq and is a predicted model, not a curated record.
AUGGAAAAAUUAACAUAUUUGAAUGAAUAUACAAAAAUUUUUGAAUUUGUUAAAAAUGGUGCAUUUUUUGAAGAUCAACAUACAGAAAAAAGUGAUAAGUUAUGUUCAAAUAAAGAAAAAAAUUUUUCACAUGCAAAAAGGAAAAGUAAAUACAUUUCAAUGUCUAAAGUUAAAGAAAAAAAUAAUUCCAAAAAAUUAAAUUUUCAUAAAGAUAACAAAAACAAAUAUCAAGUAAGUAGAAUAAAAUAUAUAGAUGAACAACUUAAUUUAAGUGCUACAACUUCAUCUAACAUAACAGCAAAGAGUAAAAAUAAAUUGGAUAAUUUAAAAAAUGAAAUGAAAUGUUAUAAAAAUAUUACUAGUAACAAUAUGACGCAAUACAAUGACAAAGUAUGCAUAUGCAAAAAAUGUUAUAUAAAAGGAAUACAACAGAAAAUUGAGAAAAUAAAAGAAAAAAAGAAAAGAACUACAGUUUAUACGCUUGAAUUUAAUAAUUUUAUUAUAAAUGAAAAUAUAUAUAAAGAAAUCAUUUCAAAAAGACAAAAAGUUAUCGAAACUAAUUUUAUAAAUGAGAACAAAGACAUUGAUGAAUACAGCAUGGAAUGUAAUGAAGUAAUCGUUGAAAAAAUGACAGAACAAAUCCCACUUAAAAAAAAUAUAUUCCAUUUUUUUAAUUAUAUUUUUAAAAUAAAUUAA